AUGGCGGCGGCGUACAAGGCGAGCGAGAAGCGCUGGAAGCGCGCGACGGACGAGGAUCUCCGGAACGACGAGGCGCUGGUGGACCCGCGCAACCUCAGCAAGGAGCAGCAGGCGAAAGUGCAGCGCGUAGGCUCCUGGAAGUGGGGUCCGGAGGACAAAGAGCGACCGGUAUUGGCCUUUGACGAUUUUGUGGCCUCGCACCGCGGGUUUUAUGUCAUCCCCAAUGCCAUCGACACCAAGACGCAGCUGCAAUUCGCUCACGCCUGCCUGACCGAGUUUACGGAGGAGCCGCAUGUUACCAACAUGCACCUGCAAAACCAGCAAGAGACAGACAUUUGGCGCAAGGCGCGCGGGUCGCACCCGAAGGAUCCUGCGGCGUCUCCGCUGCUCUCGAAGUUGUGCUGGGCGGCGUCGGGCUACCACUACGACUGGACCGCGCGGAAAUACUAUAGGCACAGCUUCUCCGCCGUGCCCGAGUUGCUGCAGCAGCUUGGCUCCCGCUGCGCUGCUGCGUGCGGUAUGUCGCUGUCGGCCGAGGCUGUGAUCGUUAACUUCUACAAGAGUAAGUCGUCCAUGGGCGGCCAUCUGGACGACGUCGAGUACACGAUGGAUCAUCCGGUGGUGUCGCUCUCGCUCGGCAGUCGCUGCGUGUUCCUCAUGGGUGGGCACACCAAGGACGAGCUACCGCUGGAGAUCCUGCUGCGCAGUGGCGACAUCGCUAUUAUGGGUGGAGAGUCUAGGACGUGCUACCACGGAGUCGCCCGCGUGCUGCCCACCCCGUUUGACGUGCCUAGCGACGACUUCGACGCCCUUCUGCAGAGCGAGGACGACCGGGAGGAAUACGAGGCUGUGCGCACGUAUUUGAGCACCCAACGCAUUAACAUCAACGUGCGGCAGGUGUACCCAGUGGAGCCUGCGUCCACCGAUUAA
Phytophthora sojae is the source of this 930-nucleotide messenger RNA. RefSeq lists its product as hypothetical. The transcript has 2 exons. The record is from RefSeq and is a predicted model, not a curated record. Bases 1 to 930 code for a protein of 309 amino acids. Gene Ontology annotation, cellular component: cytoplasm; nucleus. Gene Ontology annotation, biological process: oxidative RNA demethylation. Gene Ontology annotation, molecular function: broad specificity oxidative DNA demethylase activity; ferrous iron binding; oxidative RNA demethylase activity. NCBI's taxonomy places the organism in Eukaryota, Oomycota, Peronosporomycetes, Peronosporales, Peronosporaceae.